Molecule: messenger RNA, 1036 nt
Organism: Spinacia oleracea (spinach)
Lineage: Eukaryota; Viridiplantae; Streptophyta; Magnoliopsida; Caryophyllales; Amaranthaceae
Exons: 5
Coding region: 38-652 (204 amino acids)
Source: RefSeq, a predicted model, not a curated record
AUCAUACGUCGUAUGAGGCCUGCAAAAUAAUUUUUUCAUGGAAGAUUUCGAGAGGAAGGUGACAAUUUCAGAGGAAAUGGAAACUGGUAAUCCCAAUAUCAAAUCCUUUGGAGAAGAUUCAAGAUCGAGCAUCCUUAUUUUGCUUCGUAAGUUUCUCUCUAUUCAGCAACGAAGAGCCGAAGCUUAUGCCAAAUUACGCGAUGGUUUUGCAGAGUACAUGAUCUCAGGGAAGGAGUCAACUUACCAACAGCUUUGCAGUGAGAUCACAGAGGAGUUCAGUGAUUGCUCUAAACAAGUCCGGGAGAUGGAAUCUCAAUUUCUGAAGCCUGACUGCUUUAGAGAUGAUCUUGCUCGAUUACUAAGGGCUGUUCAGGAACUGGAAAAGCUAAAACUUCAUCUGACUCUAAUAAUGCAGGUGUUGAAGAAGGCUGGGCGACCAUCAGAACGACUUGUAACUCAUGAGAAUUGCAGGUUUAAGAAGGCAAUGCAUCAUGAGUGUGUGCAUGUCCAGGAGUUAACUGAUGCUGCUGGAACUGAAGAAGCAGAAGCAGACGCAGAGUAUGAUAAUGCUGUCAAGGAAGCCAUUGUAGGCGUGCAGGAGGCUGUCAUUUCUAUAAAUGAACACUUGGAAGAAGUUAGGAUUUAUCUAUGAAUGGAAAAGGGGUGCUUCGGAUCGGGAGUAAUCACUGGUGAUAGGGAAUAAAUAGGGUGCUAACCUCACUGAAAGGAAUUCAACGAUACCACUGUAAUGCCUCAGUUUGAAUCAAUAACAUAGAACACUAGCCAUUUGUAUUUUCCACUCAACCUUUUGUGUACAAUAAUUUUAUUAUUGGGGACAAAGUAACUUUUAACCAAGGUGGGUGUGACUUUAUCUAUGUUGAUUAUCUUUGUAAAUUAUAAGGGAAGUUUUUGUCAUUUACUCCCUAACAAACUAGAUUUGUCACAUUUGACGGCCCUGUGCUAUGCAUAAAAAUUAUAAUAGCAUUACGUGACAAAUAAAAUGGAGUAUUAAAUAAAAAUUAGCGAAAGAGCUUUA